This is a messenger RNA of Clarias gariepinus (North African catfish), 7422 nucleotides long. It is a transcript of the gene znf638, whose product is annotated as zinc finger protein 638. Gene Ontology annotation, cellular component: cortical microtubule; nucleus. NCBI's taxonomy places the organism in Eukaryota, Metazoa, Chordata, Actinopteri, Siluriformes, Clariidae. Bases 1 to 7074 code for a protein of 2357 amino acids. Gene Ontology annotation, molecular function: zinc ion binding; RNA binding. Gene Ontology annotation, biological process: cortical microtubule organization. The transcript is spliced from 25 exons. The record is from RefSeq and is a predicted model, not a curated record.
AUGGUUACCCAAAGAUUGCGGGCGGUGGCUGAACAGCAGUACGGUUUUACUAAGAUUGAGGAAGGGGAGAGUGUGAAGGUUUCUGCGGAGAUGGAGAAGAAUGCAAAAGCCAUGGGACCCUAUCGGGAGAAGUUGCAUGCUGGUGCCAAGCAGUGGGAUUUGGAGAAGUUUGUCGAUCACUGUGCAUUGUUCUUGGAAAGUUGUGUGCCCCCUGUUACGAAUUUCCUGAGCAACUUUGGGAGUCUGCCAUUCUUUGGCCUUGUCUCCCUCAAGUUGGCCCAAAUAAAGGCUCAGUUGGCACUGCACCAGCUGAAUGUGAUUUCUGCCAGAAACUUCACUUCUCCUUUUACUGGUUUACCUGCCGUGACCUUGCUCGACUUGAUCAAGGUUACCAUGUCUCAUCCCAUGUACAAUCCCCGUGGGGGACCGUUCUCCAGCGGCCAGAGGUCCGUUACAGCAGGGCAGUACAGUAUUGGGUCACAAUCAAGCCUGGACUUGACAGCAACUCGCCUUGCCUCAGACUCCAUGUCUGCUUCUCGUGGGGGAGUGACUGCAAACCAGCAGAUGACGUAUCCAUUGAGUCAGCGCCAGCCACAGAUGUCCCACAACCUAGAUGCAUCUAUAGAUAUGAAUAUUCGUGGGGCUCUUGAGGAAGUCCGUCUGGUCUCCCAAAUGCUGCAACAGCCCAAAGCAGCAGAUCCUCGCCUGAAGAAAGAUGUCAGAGAGAAGGUGCUUUCUCCCGGAAGUGGUGGUUAUGCAGCAGCCGGUGUUCCAGGAAGGUCUGAUGAUCCGGACUGGACGGGAUACCAGGCUCCGAGUAAACUUUUUUCUUCCCCAAGUAUAGGUCAUUCCUCUAGUUCAUCAGGGCGGUUUCAAUCUUCGGGUUUUGACAGCAGUUCAGGACGGAGUUGUUUGGACAGCCAAUCUUCUUCAGAACAUCAGCCUAUGCGUUACACCCCAGAGAGUGCCAGCAGUAUUUUGGCAAACUUUGGCCUCUCAAAUGAGGACCUUGAGCUCCUUAGUCACUACCCUGAUGAUCAACUGACUCCGGACAACUUGCCUUUUAUUUUGCGAGACAUACGCAUGCGCAAAGCCAAGAGGAACGUCUCUGACCGUGAUAUGAGAUCAUCAGAUCUUCUGGUUUCUGAUAAACGCCAUGGACAAGUUAUUGACUAUGGACAUUCUAGUAAAUUUGAUUUUCCUGAAGACGAACCGGACAACUAUGCACAUGACCACCUUACUAAAGAAUCAGUCAAGUUUGGGAGAGAAGUCACAGGUUCUUCCUUCAGUAACAUUGACAAAAGUAAGCGCCCACAGCAAAGCCUGGCUGCUCCAGUUCUUGCACAGGCUUCAGUGAUGGUUCCAAAGCUUCCGCAACCUCCAGUGAUGGCUCCAAGACCCACUUCACAGAGCAUGGACAUCCAAGGGGUCAAGACAAUCCCAAGAAAGCUGCCGACUCCAACAGUUGUAUCACCACUCAUCAGUCGUCCACCACAGAUUCCUGCUGCUGCUGGCCCUCUAGUUUCUAUGGUCCCGAUGAUCUCUGGAAGUUCUUUUUCAUUUACUCCACCUCUGAUCACUACUUCAGCUGUGAAGAGGUUGCCAACUCCAACCAUGAUGAACGAUUACUCGGCUGCUAGCCCAAGAAUCUUUCCGCAUACAUGCUCUCUAUGUAACAUAGAAUGUGCCCAGACUAAGGAUUGGAUUAAACAUCAGAACACAUCCCUUCACAUUGAGAGUUGUAAACGUCUCCGAAAACAAUAUCCUGAUUGGAAUGCAGAGACUGUUCCUCUCACAAGAACUCCUAGCCCGAAGCACCACCAUGGUUCUUCCAGCCGACGUCAGCGGUCUCGUUCUCGCUCAAGGUCACGAAGCCCUCGAAGGUACCGCCGGACACGUUCUCGAAGUCGCUCCCGGUCCCCACACAGGAAAAGUCGUGGCUCACCCACAUACCGGCGGAGGUCUCGCAGUCCAGCACGUCGCCGUUCUCACAGCCCACCACACCGGCGCUCUCAUAGCCCACCCCGGCAGCGGUCAAGAUCUCCAGGCUACAGCAGUAGUAGGCGCUCUCCUCCACGGAGUUCUCGCCGGGUGAGCCCCCGGCGGACCAGUCCUCGCUUGCAGAGACCAAGCAUAAGUGAAAGACUAGCAAAAAAACUUCUGGAGUCUUCAGAGUUAGCUUCAGUAUCAGGCAGUAGUGAUCUAAAGGCCAUGGUAGAAUCUUUGGCCCCUGCACUGUUAGCUGAGCUAGCCAAGAAAAGGAGUGAUUCCAUGUCUUCCUCAGUGAAGAGCAGCAGCAGAAAGCGAUCAUCCUCUCCUUCAUCUAAAAAAAGUGAAUCUUCCAAGUCAAGCAACUCAUCUGCUGGAAAGACACUUUCCUCCAAGAUCUUAAAAACCAAAAAGCCAGCUGGUCCUGGGGAAGCUUGCCUGUUAAGAUUCAAAGGUAUUCCUUUUGGUACUACACACCAAGAAUUAAUUGCUGCUGUUGAGCCUUAUGGGAAGAUUCACACAGCCAUUCUGCUUAAAGCCAUCUCAGAGGCAUCUGUAUGUAUGGAAAGGGAAGGGGAUGCCAAAGCUUUGGCUAACUGUAAGGAUCUGAAGCUGCAUGGCAGGAUUAUUGAAAUCUGUUUAGAGAAGGAUUCCAGGGAUGAACCAAAGGAUUCUGAACAUAAAAAGAAACCCAUUUUUAAGAAAAAGGAGGUCCAGCAUGGCACAAGCAAGAUGUCACAACCAGUAAAACCUAAGGAAGCACCUACAUCAUCACAAGCAGCUAAAACUAAAGAUAUUUCUAAGAUAUCACAAGCAGCUAAAGACAUUCAUAAGACUUCACGAUGUCAAGAUGUGUCAAAGAUUGUGCACACAUCUAAAGUUAAGGAAGCUCAUAAGUUACAGGCAGCUAAAGGAAAACCGAUCAAAAAAAUUGUAAAGAAGGCCCCUUGGCGAAAGAAUAUAGUUGAGAUAACUGGUCUUCCAGAGGAAGAGGUCACUGAAGACGAUCUCAAAAAUCUUGCUAGUCCCUUUGGUUUCAUUUUAACACCUGUCAUUGUUGUCACACAGCAUAAGGCGUAUUUGGAAAUGCCUAAUACUGGGGCAGCUGAGGCUCUGGUUAAAGCAUAUGCAGAGACACCAGCAAAAUUACAGGAGAAAGAAAUAAGCAUCACAAUGAUGACCAAGCCUGUUGACCUUAAUCAUUCAGAGUCGUUAUACCGAGUUCUGAUGUGCGUAGACAUGUCUCACAAAGAACUUGCAGCGCUUCCCGAACGUCUCCUCACGGUCAAUAAUGUACCGUAUAAGACUGGUGCAAUCUCCGAAAUUCACAACCUUAUCAAACAGUUUGGGUCUUAUAAGCAGUCUCUGACCCUCAAUGGAAAGAUUAUUUUUGAAAUGGAUAGUGCUGCUAUAGCCAGGUCGGUCUAUAGUCGGUUCAUGAAGUUUCCAUGCAUCAUACAGAAUCAUUCCCUUUCCUUCAAACUUUCUAGAAUGCCCAGAGUUGAUGAGCAGACUAAAAAGAAGUUUGAUCCCAAAGGGUGUAAACGGGUUGCCAAACCUCUGAAAAAAGCUGCAGUUACUCCUUCACCUAAAGCUCCCCCAACUACUUCAGUCACAAAAAAUAUCGCUAAAGCAGAGGCUGGUCCUAUGACGGGCACAGAAAUUAAUGUAAAUGAAACUAAAGCAAAGAUUAAAAUGGAUACCAUUGUUAUUUCCACUAAUGAGAGUGCAGUUGCAGUGCAGACCCCUGCAGGUGAAUCCAGUUUACUUAGCAAAACAAUUCCAUGUGAUUCUAAUGACUCCCAAAUGGACACCCCAUCUAAUGAAACAGCAUUAACUGAAAGCAGUGAAUCCAAAAGAGACAUUUCUGAGAGUGAAAAUAAGAUUGACCCCCAAAAAGAAAAGGCUACCUUGGUGGAAACUAAAGAACCAGUGUCGGAGUCUAGUCACGAGGUUCCAGUCACAAGUGAUGAAGUUCUGGAUUCUAUGGACACAACUGAGCAUGCUGAAAAUAUGCAGAUGGACACUGCUGAGCAGACUGAAGAUAUACCAGUGAGCAUAAAUGAGCAGACUGAAAAUAUCCAGAUGGACACAGCUGAGCAGACUGAAGAUAUACCAGUGAGCAUAAAUGAGCAGACUGAAAACAUCCAGAUGGACACACAUGAGAAGCCAGAAGAAAUACCAGUGAAGGUUGAUGCGCAUUCUGAAAAUUUACAAACGAAAACACAUGAGCAGGCUGGAAGUGCCCCUGUGGAUGCAAAUGAACAUGUAGAAGAGUCAUCUUUGAAAGAACCUCAUCCAUCACAACCAGGAGAUCCCUCAAAGACUUGUGAUGUUUUUGCAGAACAGGAGAAAGUUGAAGAUGAUGAACUAACUGAUGGCAGUGUUGUUCAGAAAUCAGCAGAGCAUCCUGAGACAGCAGCACUGACUGGCAGUGAUGAUAAAGACACUGUGGUGGAACCUGCUGUUUUAAAAAAUGAGCCACAACCAGUCCCUUUAGAGGAGUCUGUCCAGGAGAAUGAGGUCACACAGGGCAAUUUAAGUCCACAGAGUGCUAUAAACCAAAGUGAGGUUCAGGCUAAGAAUGGUCUGAAGGAGGAUAAUCCAGUUUUAACUGAUGCAACUGUCCAGUCUUCUGACCAACACCAGGUUGAAGCUCCUACUACUCAGCCAAAUGCUCUUUCAGCUGAUGACAUAAUACUGGACUUUCCACCUGUUACAGCAGAGAUCUUAAAGGCACUUGAAGCAGCAGUCCAUCAGUGCCGUCUGCAGUCCUCCAUGAAACGUGCUGAAGAAGCAAGUCGAAAAACUGAGACGGAAAAGAAGCCUGCAGAAAAAGACGUUUCACAGGUGGGCAUGAAAGUAAAUAAAACUGAAAGGCAAAAGACCCAAGCUGAAAAGGAAGUAAAACCUCAGAGUUCACGAAUUACUAGAAGCCAGCGCCGAAAACCCGAGUCACCAGACAGGGAGCUUUCUUCCAGACCGAGAGCCAAGGGUAGUCCAAAAGAUAUGUCUCCCACCACUAGUAAUGAAGGACAUUCAAGUUCUUCUACUGUAUCUCGAAAGACGAGGUCAGAAGGUGGCACAGCUCUUAGACUUUCAAGGGAGCGUGAGGAGGAUAGCUACAAGUCUCGCAGUAGCAGCAGAAGUACACGUUCCUCAAGGAGUGAGGCAAAGACAAAGAAAACUGGAAAGUCCAAAAAAGAAAUGGACGAACCCUUUCCCUUCAACCUAGAUGAGUUUGUAACUGUGGAUGAGAUUCAAGAUGAGGCGGAGGAACGUACUCCUUCUAGCUCUGGACGCUCAAAAUUAAAAAUGUCAGAGGAUGACCACAAAUCCAGUGCUUAUUCUAGCUCAGAUAGGUUUAAGAAGCCACUAACUUUAGCCACUCCCAAAUCCAGACCUUCUGCAGCCACUAGAACAGAAGAUCAGGAAACAAAAGACAUGAUGGAAAAUGAACGUGUAGAGAAAAUAGAAGGAGGAGUGACCGUUACUACUCAUGUUCUGCAAGAGGCAGUUCACCAAACUGUAUUUGGUGAAAUAGAAAAGGAAGAAACAUUAACCCCAAAAUUUAAUGAUAAAGACAAGAAGUCAAUUGUUCAGAUAAAUUCUAAAGAGGCCUCAUUCACCAAUAAAGAGAUGUCAAAUAAGGGAGCCUUUAACUUGCAUAAGCAAAACCAUUUUGAAAAGGAUGAGCCUCUUCAAGUCUCUAAGCUACAGGAACGGAAGUCACCUGCAAAGCACGAAUCUGAGAAGUUAGACACUGCACUACAAGAGAGCAAAGAACUUCCAUCCCAAGAUGCCCUGGUAACCCUUGAUGAGGUGGGUGGAGAAGAUGGUGAAGAAGUUGAUGAGGAAGAGCUUCUGAAACGCCAGGCUGGUGAGAAUCCUGAGGCACUAUUAACUGUUGAUGAGGUGGGAGGUGAUGAACCAGAAGGUGAGGAAGAGCAGUUGGAGAAAGCACUUCAGGGCCUAGUCACUCUUGAUGAAAUUGUUGAGGAUGAAGAUGAGGAUGACGCAAGUUCUUUUAACCCUGAGACUCUUGUUACACUGGAUGAGGCACGAGGUGAUGAGGAAAUGGAUGAGAGUGAGCAGGAAAAAAUAAAUACAGACAGCUCUGAAGUUGAUACAGCUGCCCAGCCUGAGGUGCCUUUGGUAUCAACUCUCAAAGAGGAGGAUUCCUGCGAUCUUGAAGAAUUACGCAGGAUAAAUUUUGUAACUGUGGAUGAAGUAGGUGAGGAAGAGGAGGAAAAGCAAGAGCAGUUACAUGAAAAGUUAGAUAAGGAGAAACCCAUGACCAGGAGGGGUGGAAGGCCUAGGAAGAGAUCUCGGCAAACACCCGUGAGGAAGUCUACAAGAGGAAAGAGGGGACGGGGUAAUCUGGUAGAAGAACACGCUGAAGAACACGCUGAAGAACACGCUGAAGAACACGCUGAAGAACACGCUGAAGAACACGCUGAAGAACCACCAGCAGAGGAACAACCAGCAGAGGAACAACCAGCAGAGGAACAACCAGCAGAGGAACCACCAGCAGAGGAACCAGCAUCAGACAAUAAUAUUCCCUCCUCAGUCACCAAUUCAGUAGAUGUAAACAUCAAAGCUGAAGAUAAACUAGAGCAAGAAAAUGUAAAAGCAGAGGUAACUUUAGCCUCACCAAAUACGCAGAAUACUGGAACAGAAGAAGAGAAGCCUAAUGUUAGCAAACAGGAAGAUGAUGUAACAGUCAAGGAGAGUAUUGCUGCUGAAGCCACAGCUGAAAAAAGAGCAGCAAUAAAAGAGGAAUCUAAACAGAGGCGUGAGGAAGAGCUAAAUCAGGAACCAGAAGCUAAGAAGCGUUUCUCGCAGCCCUCCUCAACUAAUGACUUCACUCUUCCCCCGUUUAACCCAAAUAACCCUAUUGGUAUGGACUUUGUGGUGCCCAAGACUGGUUUCUUCUGUAAACUCUGCUCUUUGUUUUAUGGAAAUGAGGAGACUGCGAAGAAAACCCACUGCAGCAGUCAAAGACAUUAUGAAAAUAUGCAGAAGUACUAUGAGAAGCUCAGGGCUCAGCAGACUCAGCGCAGCAGCUCGGACACAAUCCACUAACAGUUUUUCAUCUAAUUAAAUGGACUAACUUGUCCUAUAUUUUACUUUGUGUUAAUUCUGGUAAAUGGGUCCAAAGUUAUGUUGUAAAAAUUAUAGAUUUUUUUGUUUGGUUGCUGAUUUCCUAGGUUCUUAUAGAAAACUUCAUUGAAAAUGGAAAAGAAUUCAUUCGUAUAGAUGUUACACAAAACAAAUAAAAUUUUAGUAAAUGACAACUAUGUUGUACUCGUCAUUUAAUAAAAUUUUCACUCAUUCAAGUGUACACCCAGGUAGGCAUGUGUAUUUACAUUAUUUACCACAAAUUGAUAAAAUAUACUGUACAUCAAUAAAAUCUUUUAACUACCCUUCAAA